UCUGGGUGAUUAAGGUGGUUUGCUAUUAAGAUCGUCUGCAUCUUACGGAUGUUCUGUCUGCUUAUUGUACGAGUUGCUGAGAGGGAUGUGAAACCCUCCCACUCUGCUUGUGUGUUUGAUUCUCUUUUCAUUUCACUUACAAGUCAUCCUUUGCUUUGUAAGUUUUUCAGCCAAUGGCCAUGGGAAACCUUGGGAGGUCAGAAAGGAAAGAGGGGUGCCCAGAAGUGGGGGACAGGGGACCUGGGUUGGGAAGGACUAGAAACCAGAAGGUCUGUGAAGGUUCCAAAGAGGACCUGUUACUGGGAUGGCUCCUGGGGAGGCACUGGUUGGGGGAGGGGCAUUCUAAACGUAAGGUCACACGGUGUCCACUGUGAUGAACCAGGGGUGAAGGCAGGGUAUUGGUCAAAAGGGAGUAUAAAGCAUCGGGGUUGCUAAGGCAGCAGCCAAACAGGAGAAGGCUUGGAGGAGGACAAAGCCCUCAUCCCCUCUAACUGCUCCUGAGAGUCCGCUUCACCUGAUCCUUGUGUCCUGCUGACUUACUGACCUACUGACCUGUCUGAACUCUCCUCCCCCCCCCCCAGGACUUGAUCUGACCCAGUACUUUCCCUGGCCUGCUUCUUCUUCCCCUCCCAGGUGCCCAACAGCUCCUUUCCUGCCACACCCACACCCCAAUCCCACCCUCAAUCCAACCUCUCCCCCCAACCCCAUCCCAAUCCCUCACCUCAUCACCUCCCUACCCCACCCCUCCCCUCACGCCCUCUGCAUCACUCCCUCCCCACCUCCUUCCUUGAGGACCAGGACAUGGAGGUGCAGAGGUUGGUCUUCUGGCUCCUUUUGCUUGGGUUUCCCGGUUACCCAAACACAAACCUGGUCCAUAUUCCACAUGAACUUUUCCACUUUGGGCUUGAUGUUUUGGGAACCCUGUGGAAGUUGACCAUUAUUAUUGUCUCCUUGGGAAUUUCUGCAUUCAUCAUUUUCCACUGGAAAACUGUCCUUGCUAUAAAGCUUCGAACAUAUCAAGUUAAUUUCCAUCACAGUUCUUAUACGAUGAAGACUUACUUGAAAGAAAAUUCAGAACUGGUCAAAAAAUUAUCUCUUUGUGAACACAAGCUCAAUGAAGAAAAUAAAUUUGCUCAAGAAACUAAGAGGCAGAACAAGAUUCUCGGUGAUGAAGCACGGAAAUUUAAGGAAAACAUCAAAAUGCUGGAAAACAUUAAUGACAUCAUUGAAAGGAUAUUUGCUGAACUGGAAUAUGACAGAGAUAGAAACAACGAGAAUCGGGAUUUGUCAGGAGAUAUGAGUGGAGGAUUCAAGGAUUCGAACCACAAAGCCUCGACAUCUAGUGAAUGUAAUCUGGAAGAAGGGAGAAAGACACUAAAAGAGAACUGUGAGGCUUUGAGAUCUAUUAAAGUGGAAAAGGAAGCUGAAUUAAAAAUGUUGAAGAUGAACAUAGGCGUGACUGAUGAACUCUUUGGACAAAGCAAGAUGGUCAUAGACAAGAAGCUGAGAAUGAAAGAACGUGAGAGGGUGGAAAAGGAGAAGCAGCUCUCAUCAGCAGAAAAGAAGGUGAAAUUGGCUGCAGAAGAAAUGCAGCGCUGCAAGCAACAAACUGAUCAAAUGCGGCAACAGGUGCAGCAAGUAGAGUCCACCUUCAGACACCAGAUCGCUGUGCAUGAGAAGAAUGCUCAAGAUAGUUGGAUCAAGGCUCGGAUUUUGGAGAGGGAGAUAGUGGAGCAAAGCAGGGAAGCCGCUCACUUGAAACACAGAUUGGAGAUAAUGUCCCAAAAGAGGCUUCCUGAGGGAUACAGGCCGUACGAACCAAUGUUGCAAAGACCUGGGCUGCAGAACCCUGCACAGAGAGGACGAUGAUUUUGAAAGAGGAGCCUGAGCCGUGAUAAAAGGCUAUGGCAAUUGAUUAUGGUUUUCCCCACCCAAUCCUGCCUCCUCCACUUUUAUCUUUCCUAUUGUCUCCCCUAAUACACCCGUUAUGGUUCUAACUCAGUGUCAGCGUCUGCUUUUUGGAGGACCAACCGACUCACUCCAGGGAGUGUACACAGUGUGAGUCUUGUACGCGCAGUUCAAAAACAGGCAGAAACCAUGGGAAUGAGGCAGAAGCAAGGUUAUUUUGGGAGGGGUACUGUUGACUGCGAGGGGCCUGAGAAAUCCUUCUGUGGUGGUGGACACAUCCUACAUCUGGAUCUGGCUGUGGUUGUGUUUGUUCAGUCAGUAAAUACUCACAUGGUGCCUGCCAGUCCCAGGGGUGUCUGGUGAUCAGAGAGACAGCUAUCUGUCCCCAGGAAGUGGCCGAUUUCUGAUGGUGGGGAAUAGAUGAGGAACCGGGAGUGGCUCCGGGAGACCAGUGAAGAGGCCCUGCGGUAAUCCAGGUUUUGAGCCCUUCACUCAACUUGCCAGCUGCCCCCCAAUAGCACCAAGUCCAGGAGGCUUUGUGGGGAAUUGAUGGAAGCAGAAUUUUUUGUAAGUCCCAUGAGGUCCCAUAAUCCUCCCAUGAUUUCCUUACUGAGGGAUGGGCAGGGCAGAGAUCAAUGGCAUGGGAUCCCCCACAUACCCCAAGGAGAAGGGGCUGGGGUGGAAACAGCUGGCUCCCUCCAGGUCCCCCAAUCCAAUCCAUUCUGCCCCCGCAGCCCCUGGAGGCUGAAGGGCCCUCCCUCCUUCCAAGCAGGAGUAAGUGGCCAGCCCUUCAUCAGUUCUGGGGUUGAGACCAGACCAAAAGGUCAAGGUCUGACUGUGCACAUGCUGCCCAGGAGUGGCUGGGAACAACGGCACAGCAGUAAAUCUCAGCAUGAACAGACUCGGUAAACUAGAUUCUCAUUCACUGUGAGCAGAGCCUGGGCCAAAACAUGGCAGGGAGGGUGUGGAGGUGAGGGUGGUGGUGUCUGUGGUCCUGGACAGGACUGCAGUGGAGCAGAGGGUGUGAGGGCCUGGGGAGAGAGACAAGAAAGAGACAGGCAGGGGGAGAGUGAGUGAUGUCGGGGGCGGGGGGUGGUUAAGUCCUAGAGAGUGACAGGGAGUCAGAAGGAAACAGGACUAGAGAGAAGCAGAGACAAGAGGAAGCAAGGAGGAAGAGGGGGAGCUGGGCUAGGGUGGGAGGCUGGAGUGGCUCUGUGAAGGGGCCCAGAGAGAAGCCGGCAGAAAGUUAAGAAUCUUGGGCUUCGGGGUUCCCUGAGCUCCAAGGCUCCCACCUCCCUGGGGCCGAGCUCUGCAGGGGCCAUCACACUUGGGAAGAUGGGUACUUGCCAUUAUUCCUGGGCUCACUGCAUUUAGCCUCUGGGUCAAUCACUUAUAGGGUUGACUUUCAGGAGAAUGUGCCGCCGCUUGGCGGUAAACUCCAGAGCCUGCCCUGUGGGGAGCUGACCCUGAGCAGUCUUCCUCACAGCUCCUGAGCUCGUACUGCGUUUCCACCCACCCCAGCCGCAGCUGCAUUAUGUUCUAAAACCAGGUACCGGGCACUGUGCUGCCUCCAAGGUCCCAUGCCUGAUACUGACAGAGAUGGGAUUGAAUCCCAUCCAGGGUGGUCAGGCGUCAAGGACACUUUAUCUCCUCCUACUGUCAGUCAGAAAUGCUUCCCACCCUAAUGAGUUGGGACCAAGGCUCUGAUUAAUAUUAGGGAAAAUGUAUUGAGGUUUCCCUCUGAGCAGUAUAAUGUGCCCAGAGAAAAAAAUCUUCAUGUGUGUUAUCGUAUUUACCCAGCACUCCCCAUAUCCCAUUUUAGGGAUGAGGAGCCAGAGGAAGAGAAUUGCUCAAGGUCUCAUAGGUGGCGAGUGCUGUAACUGGACCUUGCAGAAGGUCUGCCUUGCACAGUGGUUCCACCCUGGCCCCCCUUCGAGGCCUGCUCUCUGAGGUGCUGAGGAAGCCUGUGGUUGACUGCGUCUUGGGAAAUUUCUCUUAUAACGGCAUUAAGUCAUGCAUCAGUCAGGACAAAGAAGGUUACGUCUGUGAAUGAGUGAUCCAGACUCUCAGUGGCUUACCACAGCGAAGGUUUAUAUCUCACACACCACAUGUCCACAGCAGGUCAACGGUGGCUCUGCUCCACAUCCUCUUCCUUGGGGGACUCAGGCUAACGGAUUAGUGUCCAUUUGGAACCCCGACAGUCCUGUGA
Molecule: messenger RNA, 4117 nt
Organism: Equus caballus (horse)
Lineage: Eukaryota; Metazoa; Chordata; Mammalia; Perissodactyla; Equidae
Source: RefSeq, a predicted model, not a curated record